This is a messenger RNA of Melopsittacus undulatus (budgerigar), 6298 nucleotides long. It is a transcript of the gene CHD3, whose product is annotated as chromodomain helicase DNA binding protein 3. The record is from RefSeq and is a predicted model, not a curated record. Gene Ontology annotation, biological process: chromatin remodeling; negative regulation of transcription by RNA polymerase II. Gene Ontology annotation, cellular component: chromatin; nucleus. NCBI's taxonomy places the organism in Eukaryota, Metazoa, Chordata, Aves, Psittaciformes, Psittaculidae. Gene Ontology annotation, molecular function: chromatin binding; DNA binding; ATP hydrolysis activity.
AAUGUUCAUUUUGCCUUUUUCCCCCCCAUUUUUGCUCGUUUCGCCGCGGUUUAACGCUCCCUCCCCCACCGCCGUUUUGGGGCCGUUUGCCCCCGUUCCGGAGCCGUUUUUAACCCUUUUCGGCCGUUUUUGGAGCCUCCGACAAGCCCCGUCAUGGCUUCCCCUCUGAGGGAGGACGAGGAGGACGAGGAGGAGAUGGCCGUGUCCGAAGGGGAGGAGGAGGAGGAGGAGGACGAGGAAGACGACGAGGAGGAAGAUGAGGACGAGGACGACGCCGCCGCCAUGCUCGGUGGGAGCGGAGGGCUCCGAGGGGGGCCCGGGGCCGACAUGUUCCCCCCGGCCCCGGUGCCUCCGGUGCCUCCGGUGCCUCCUCCGGUGCCUCCUCCGGUGCCUUCGGUCCCUCCGGCUCCAGCACAGCCGCUGCCGCCGCCGCAAGCGGCCCUGCCUGCCCCGGGGGUGCACACAGAAGGUGCUGAGGAGCUGUUGCGGGGCCUCGAGGGUGCUCUGGGGGUCAAGAAGAAGAAGAGGGGACCCCGGAAGCAGAAGGAAAACAAACCUGGAAAACCCCGGAAGAGGAAAAAGCUGGGCAGUGAGGAUGAGCUGGAGUCGGAGCGUGAGGAAUUCCCACGUCAGGAAUACCGGGAUAAGUCGGAGAGCGGCGGCAGUGAGUCCGGGGGGGGGGGGAACCGCAAGCGGCGCCGGAAGCACCGGGACAAGAAGGACAAGAAGACCAAGAGGAGGAAAAAGGCUGAUGAGGAGGGAGGGCAGAAGGUCAAGGCGGUGGAGCAGAAGUCCUCAGCUCAGCUGCUGGGGGCCUGGGGGCUGGAGGACGUGGACCAUGUCUUCACUGAGGAGGACUAUCACACCCUCACCAACUACAAGGCCUUCAGCCAGUUCAUGAGGCCCCUGAUAGCCAAGAAGAACCCCAAGAUCCCCAUGUCCAAGAUGAUGACCAUCCUUGGGGCCAAGUGGAGGGAGUUCAGUGCCAACAACCCCUUCAAGGGCUCAGCAGCUGCUGUAGCUGCUGCUGCUGCUGCUGCUGCUGCUGCUGUGGCCGAGCAGGUGUCUGCAGCCGUGGGCAAUGGGGGGACAGAGGCCCCUGCACCCCCUCUGCGCAAGGCCAAGACCAAGGAGGGCAAAGGCCCCGGGCACAAGAAGCGCAGCCGCAGCCCGCGGGUACCGGAGCUCAAGCGCAAGCUCAAGGGCAGGAGGAUGGCUCCGCUCAAGAUCAAACUGGGGGUGCUGGGGGGCAAGCGCAAGAAGAGCAGCUCGAGUGAGGAUGCUGGUGAGGCCGAGGACGACAGUGAUGCUGAGAGCCCAGGGGUGCCUGGGGCCCCCCCCCGCCCUGACCCCUCCCCCCGCCUCAAGAAGCUCAAGCGGGGCCGGCCGGGCCGCAAGAAGAAGAAGGCAGGGCUCGGCCGGGAGCGCGGCCCCGUGGGGACGGGCACAGCGCCCGGGCAUGGUCCUGGCGCAGAGGACGAUGCCGAUGGCUACGAGACCGACCACCAGGACUACUGUGAGGUUUGCCAGCAGGGGGGGGAGAUCAUCCUGUGUGACACCUGCCCCCGAGCCUACCACCUGGUGUGCCUGGACCCCGAGCUGGACAGAGCCCCCGAGGGCCGAUGGAGCUGCCCCCACUGCGAGAAGGAGGGGGUGCAGUGGGAGGCGAAGGAGGAGGAGGAGGAGGAGGAGGAGGAGGAGGAGGAGGGUGAGAAGGAGGAAGAGGAUGACCACAUGGAGUACUGCCGGGUGUGCAAGGACGGGGGGGAGCUGCUGUGCUGCGAUGCCUGCGUGUCCUCAUACCACAUCCACUGCCUCAACCCCCCCCUGCCCGAGGUGCCCAACGGGGAGUGGCUCUGCCCGCGCUGCACGUGCCCGGUGCUGAAGGGACGGGUGCAGAAGAUCCUGUACUGGCGCUGGGGGGAGCCCCCCCCCCCCCGUGGCCCCCCCCGGAGCCCCCCCCCCCCCGAGGGGCCCCCCCAGGCUCUGCAGGGCCGCUCGGAACGGGAGUUCUUCGUCAAGUGGGUCGGGCUCUCCUAUUGGCAUUGCUCCUGGAUCAAGGAGCUGCAGCUGGAGAUCUUCCACCUGGUCAUGUACCGCAACUACCAGCGCAAGAACGACAUGGACGAGCCCCCCCCCUUGGACUAUGGCUCUGGGGACGACGACCCCAAGAGCGAGAAGAGGGGGGCCGGGGGGGACCCCCUCUUUGGGGGCAUGGAGGAGCGCUUCUACCGCUAUGGCAUCAAACCCGAGUGGAUGACAGUGCACCGCAUCAUCAACCACAGUGUGGACCGCAAGGGGCAGUACCAUUACCUGGUCAAGUGGAGGGACCUGCCCUAUGACCAGGCCACGUGGGAGGAGGACGAGAUGCCCAUCCCGGACUAUGACCUGCACAAGCUGGCCUAUUGGAAGCACCGGGAGGUGUUCAUGGGGGAGGACCCAGCCCAGCCCCGGCGCUACAAGAAGAAGAAGAAGGAGACACCAGGAGAGGGACCCCCCGACUCACCCACCAAUGACCCCACAGUGAAGUACGAGUCUCAGCCACGCUUCAUCACUGCCACGGGGGGGACCCUGCACCUCUACCAGCUCGAGGGCCUCAACUGGCUGCGCUUCUCCUGGGCCCAGAGCACUGACACCAUCCUGGCCGAUGAGAUGGGGCUGGGCAAGACCAUCCAGACCAUCGUCUUCCUCUACUCGCUCUAUAAGGAGGGCCACACCAAGGGCCCGUUCCUCGUCAGUGCCCCACUCUCCACCAUCAUCAACUGGGAGAGGGAGUUCCAGAUGUGGGCGCCUGCCUUCUACGUGGUGACCUACACCGGGGACAAGGACAGUCGGGCCAUCAUCCGCGAGAACGAGUUCUCCUUCGAUGACAAUGCCAUGAAGGGAGGCAAGAAAGCCUUCAAGAUGAAGCGCGAGGCGCAGGUCAAGUUCCACGUCCUGCUCACCUCCUACGAGCUCAUCACCAUCGACCAGGCCGCGCUCGGCUCCAUCCGCUGGGCCUGUCUCGUGGUGGACGAGGCGCACCGGCUCAAGAACAACCAGUCCAAGUUCUUCCGGGUGUUGAACGGGUACAAGAUCGAGCACAAGCUGCUGCUGACGGGGACCCCCCUGCAGAACAACCUGGAGGAGCUGUUCCACCUGCUCAACUUCCUGACGCCCGAGCGCUUCAAUAACCUGGAGGGUUUCCUGGAGGAGUUUGCUGACAUCUCCAAGGAGGAUCAGAUCAAGAAGCUCCAUGACCUGCUCGGGCCCCACAUGUUGCGGCGCCUCAAGGCCGACGUCUUCAAGAACAUGCCAGCCAAGACCGAGCUCAUCGUCCGGGUGGAGCUCAGCCCCAUGCAGAAGAAGUACUACAAGUACAUCCUGACCCGGAACUUCGAGGCCCUCAACUCCAGGGGGGGAGGGAACCAGGUCUCACUCCUCAACAUCAUGAUGGACCUCAAGAAGUGCUGCAACCAUCCCUACCUGUUCCCUGUGGCUGCCAUGGAGUCCCCGAAGCUGCCGAGCGGAGCCUACGAGGGGGGAGCUCUGAUCAAGGCCUCAGGGAAGCUGCUCCUGCUCCAGAAGAUGCUGAGGAAGCUCAAGGAGCAGAACCACCGAGUGCUCAUCUUCUCCCAGAUGACGAAGAUGCUGGACCUGCUGGAGGACUUCCUGGACUACGAGGGCUACAAGUACGAGCGCAUUGACGGCGGCAUCACCGGCGCCCUGCGGCAGGAGGCCAUCGACCGCUUCAACGCGCCGGGGGCGCAGCAGUUCUGUUUCCUGCUCUCGACACGGGCCGGGGGCCUGGGCAUCAACCUGGCGACUGCCGACACCGUCGUCAUCUUCGACUCCGACUGGAACCCACACAACGACAUCCAGGCGUUCAGCCGCGCUCACCGCAUCGGGCAGGCCAACAAGGUGAUGAUUUACCGCUUCGUGACGCGCGCGUCAGUGGAGGAGAGGAUCACACAGGUGGCCAAGCGCAAGAUGAUGCUGACACACCUGGUGGUGCGCCCGGGGCUGGGCUCCAAGGCUGGCUCCAUGUCCAAGCAGGAGCUCGAUGACAUCCUCAAGUUCGGCACCGAGGAGCUCUUCAAGGAUGACAAUGAGGGGGACAACAAGGAGGAGGACAGCAGCGUCAUCCACUACGACAACGAGGCCAUCGCGCGGCUCCUGGACCGGAACCAGGAUGCCACCGACGACGCCGACGUCCAGAACAUGAACGAGUACCUGAGCUCAUUCAAGGUGGCCCAGUACGUGGUGAGGGAGGAGGACAAGAUCGAGGAGAUCGAGCGGGAGAUCAUCAAGCAGGAGGAGAACGUGGACCCUGACUACUGGGAGAAGCUUCUGAGGCAUCACUAUGAGCAGCAGCAGGAGGACCUGGCUCGGAACCUGGGCAAGGGCAAGCGCGUCCGCAAGCAGGUCAACUACAAUGAUGCGGCCCAGGAGGACCAAGAUAACCAGUCCGAGUACUCGGUGGGCUCCGAGGAGGAGGAUGAGGACUUCGAUGAGCGGCCGGAGGGGCGCCGUCAGUCCAAGCGGCAGCUCCGCAAUGAGAAGGACAAACCCCUUCCCCCACUGCUGGCCCGGGUCGGGGGCAACAUCGAGGUGCUGGGGUUCAACACCCGGCAGCGCAAGGCCUUCCUGAACGCAGUGAUGAGGUGGGGGAUGCCCCCCCAGGAUGCAUUCACCUCCCAAUGGCUCGUGCGGGACCUGCGGGGCAAGAGCGAGAAGGAGUUCAAAGCCUAUGUGUCCCUGUUCAUGCGGCACCUGUGUGAACCGGGUGCGGACGGGUCGGACACGUUUGCGGAUGGGGUCCCUCGGGAGGGGCUGUCCCGGCAGCAGGUGCUGACCCGCAUUGGGGUCAUGUCCCUCGUCAAGAAGAAGGUGCAGGAGUUCGAGCACAUCAACGGGCGCUGGAGCCUCCCGGAGCUGGCGCCGGAGCCAUGUCCUGAAUCCCACCGCUCAUCCCGAGCAUCAUCCCCAGCCCGCACCGAGCACAGCGCGGCCAACAGCCCUGCCCCACACACACCCGCCACGCCAGCCCCCAGUGAGCGUGGGGAGGGGACGGGACCCCCACAGGACCUGGGGGAGAGCAGAGAGGAGAAGGAGACCAAAGGGGGCGAGAAGAUGGACACGGAGGCGCCUGCCCCAGAGCUGCCCCCAUCACCAGGGGAUGGCAGUGAGGCUGAGGGGAUGCUCAAGGGGAAGGAGGAGGAGGAAGGAGCAGGGCACAGGGAACCCGAGGCCGAAGGGACCCCGGCCCGCGAGGAGCGAGGGGGCCCGGAUCCCGCUGCAGACAAGGGCGAUGAGAGAGCCGCGGACGAGGACCCCAAGGAGCGGCCGGGAGACCCCGACCCCAAACGAGAGGAGCUCAAGGCCGACAAGGAGCCCAAGGCUGAGCCCAGACCCAACGGGCGCCGGGAGGACAAGGCCGAGAAGCCAAGAUUCAUGUUCAACAUUGCGGAUGGAGGCUUCACAGAGCUGCACACGCUGUGGCAGAACGAGGAGCGAGCUGCCAUCUCCUCUGGGAAGCUCAAUGAGAUCUGGCACCGGCGCCAUGACUACUGGCUGCUGGCUGGCAUCGUGCUCCACGGCUACGCGCGCUGGACAGACAUCCAGAACGAUGGAGCCUUCGGGGUCAUCAACGAACCCUUCAAGGGAGAAGCCUCCAAAGGAAACUUCCUGGAGAUGAAGAACAAGUUCCUGGCGCGGCGCUUCAAGCUCCUGGAGCAAGCGCUGGUGAUCGAGGAGCAGCUCCGGCGCGCCGCGUACCUCAACAUGACGCAGGACCCCAGCCACCCCGCCAUGGCGCUCAACACCCGCUUCGCCGAGGUCGAGUGCCUGGCUGAGAGCCACCAGCACUUGUCCAAGGAGUCGCUGGCGGGCAACAAGCCCGCGAACGCCGUCCUACACAAGGUGCUGAACCAGCUGGAGGAGCUGCUGAGCGACAUGAAGGCGGAUGUCACCCGCCUGCCGGCCACCCUCUCGCGCAUCCCUCCCAUCGCCGCCCGCCUGCAGAUGUCUGAGCGCAGCAUCCUCAGCCGCCUGGCCAGCAAGGGCACCGAGAGCCACCCCCCGCCGACCUUCCCACCAGGGCCCUAUGCCACCCCCCAGACCUAUGGGGGCACCUUUGGGACUGCCCCCCCCGGAGCCCUCCCCCCUGGAGGGGCCAACUACAGCCAGAUGCCACCUGGGUCCUUCAUCACAGCCGCAGCCAAUGGCCCCCCCGUGCUGGUGAAGAGGGAGCGUGAGGCCGAAGGCCUGGACAAGAAGGAGCCGCGGGGGGGGGAGGUCAUUUGCAUCGACGACUGAA